UUCAUCAGGGUUACGCCAGGCCUCUUUGUAUCCUUAAAAACGCAUUUUCAAAAAGUUCCUUUAAAGCAUUCUGACCCACUAAAUCAGCACAUUUUUCAGCAGAGUGUAUCGUGAGAUCGCAGGUUGAGAAGAUGACAGCUCGAGUGUGCUGCUCGUUGAUUUCUGCUUUAUUUUGUUUCUCUGUAUGCUUGAACACAAGAGACGCUGAAGGAACAGCCACAAAAAAGCCAGGAUCGUGUCCAAAACCCGUUGGAGCAGGACUGUGUGCUGAGAUGUGUUCUGGUGACAGUAGCUGUCCAAACAAUCAGAAAUGCUGCAGCAAUGGAUGUGGACAUCAGUGUAUGCCUCCAUAUAAAGCAGAAAAGCCAGGAUCGUGUCCAGAACCCGUUGGACCAAGACCUUGUCUUGAGAUGUGUUCUGGUGACAAUAGCUGUCCAAACAAUCAGAAAUGCUGCAGCACUGGAUGUGGACAUCAGUGUAUGCCUCCAUAUAAAGCAGAAAAGCCAGGAUUGUGUCCAAAACCCGUUGGAGCAGGAGUGUGUGCUGAGAUGUGUUCUGGUGACAGUAACUGUCCAAACAAUCAGAAAUGCUGCAGCAAUGGAUGUGGACAUCAGUGUAUGGCUCCAUAUAAAGAAAAGCCAGGAGUGUGUCCAAGAACAACUCUCAGAAUAAAAGGGGUUUGUGCUGAGCGGUGUUCUAAUGAUGGUGACUGUCCGAAUGAUGAGAAAUGCUGCAGCAAUGGAUGUGGACAUCAGUGUACAGCUCUACCGAAAGAUAAGCCAGGAGUGUGUCCAAUGAGUUUCCUUGGAAAAGGAUUGUGUAAAGAGUUGUGUGUCAAUGACGUUGACUGUCCGAACGAUGAGAAAUGCUGCUCCACUAAAUGUGGGCAUGAAUGUACACCUCUACCUAAAGUGAAGCCUGGUCCAUAUUUCAAACCAAAUGUGAUAACUCCAUGAUGAUCAGUGUCCUGCCACACAGAAGUGUUGCCCAACCACCUGUGCAUGCAGUGAACCAUGCCAGUUUAACCAUCGGGGAAAAACUUUUUAUAC
This is a messenger RNA of Cyprinus carpio (common carp), 1049 nucleotides long. RefSeq names its product perlwapin-like. The transcript has 7 exons. The coding region runs from base 132 to 956 and encodes 274 amino acids. Gene Ontology annotation, molecular function: peptidase inhibitor activity. NCBI's taxonomy places the organism in Eukaryota, Metazoa, Chordata, Actinopteri, Cypriniformes, Cyprinidae. The record is from RefSeq and is a predicted model, not a curated record. Gene Ontology annotation, biological process: antibacterial humoral response; innate immune response. Gene Ontology annotation, cellular component: extracellular region.